Molecule: messenger RNA, 1047 nt
Organism: Triticum turgidum subsp. durum (durum wheat)
Lineage: Eukaryota; Viridiplantae; Streptophyta; Magnoliopsida; Poales; Poaceae
Source: the annotation of a GenBank genome assembly
AUGCUGCCUUGGAUCUUCAGCCGCAAGGGCGCCUCGGGCUUCUCCUGGGCCUCCACCGCCGACCAGGUCACCGCCGGCAUCUCCGCGUCCGGCCUCACCGCAAUAGUCACCGGUGCGUCGAGCGGGAUCGGCGCGGAGACGGCGCGGGUGCUGGCGGCGCGCGGGGCCCACGUCGUCAUGGCCGUCCGCAACCUCGCCGCCGCCGACGCCGUGCGCCAGGCCGUCCUCGCCGAGUCCCCCGCCGCCAGCCUCGAGCUGAUGGAGCUGGACCUCUCCUCCCUCGCCUCCGUCCGCAAGUUCGCCGACGACUUCGCCGCCACCGGCCUCCCCCUCAACAUCCUCGUCAACAACGCGGGCGUAAUGGCGACUCCUUUCACCCUCUCAAAGGAUGGCAUCGAGAUGCAGUUUGCAACUAACCAUGUCGGGCAUUUUCUUCUGACAAAUCUUUUGCUGGAGACCAUGAAAAAGACCUCUCGUGAAUCAAACGUGGAAGGAAGAAUUGUUAAUGUUUCGUCAGAGGGGCACAGGUUUGCAUACAAGGAAGGCAUCCGUUUCGCCAAGCUGAAUGACGAGGAAGAGUAUGUAAUUUCCCUGCGGUCAUUAUGUUUUCCCCUACCAUUUACUUUGUUUCAAGUCAAACGACUCACUGGCUGUUUCAACCUUGCGUUGUGCAGGUAUAGCACCAUUGCUGCAUAUGGCCAGUCAAAGCUUGCAAAUAUUUUGCAUGCUAAUGAACUUGCCAGGAGAUUUAAGGAAGAGGGUGUUAACAUCACUGCAAAUUCUCUACAUCCUGGAGCUAUCAUCACGAACCUUCUUCGUCACCACAGCAUCAUCGAUGCUCUCCAUCGGACGCUUGGUAAACUGGUGCUGAAGAACGCCAAACAGGGGGCUGCGACGCAGUGCUACGUGGCGCUGCACCCGGACGCCAAGGGGGUGUCGGGCAAGUACUGGUGCGACAGCAACCUGUACGAGCCGAGCGACAAGGCCAAGGACGCGGAGCUGGGGAAGAAGCUGUGGGACUACACCCUCGACCUCGUCGCAGCCUGA